AUGGCGCUAUUUGAUCCACGUAUAGUAUUACUACAUUGGGAAUUGAAUUCCGUAAUAUCCUCAUAUUGUAUUUCGGUUGAGGAUCAAAUUGCUCAUAAUUUUAAAAAUCAUAAAGUAUAUGCAGUAUCUGCAACAUACGAUGACUCUAAAAAAACUGUUAUUGAAAGACCUUAUUGUACAAAUGGAUUUGCCGCCGCUAUUCUUCAUGCUUAUAAUUAUCAUAAGCAUUUACGUUUAAGUCCUGAUGAUGUUUGGCUUACAAUUUCUCAAGGUGUUAGUCAUCAUAUUAAUCAAAAUCCUGAGAAAUUUCGUGAUAGAUUUGUUCAACAUGAAGGAAAGGAAAAGAUUGCUGUUUAUGCUGGUGAUAUUCUAUCUAAUAAUUAUGAAGGCGAUUGGCCUGAAGUUGUAAAUAGACUUGUUACUGCAACUGAUAGUCGUGUCGAAAAAAUUGAUUUAAUGGAUUUAUUAGAAUGUAAUUUUUCGACAACUACCACAACCUCCUUAACAGUAAGUCGUAUUGUAUUAUUAGAUGCCGUUAAAGCUUAUUUUGAAUAUGAAGUUUAUACUCGUUGUGGAAUUCCAAAAGUUACUCUCGAAGGAACCCUUGAAGAUUGGACGAAACUUCAAGAAAAAGUUAUUCAUUUAAGAAAAUUAAAUUUAGAAUUAGAUUUUUGGUUAGACCGUCUUGAACCUGUUAUUUGGAAUUUAGUUGCUACUUAUCGUAGUGAAGUUGAUCAUGAUUUUUGGGGUAGAAUUGUAAAGAUUGAUGAAGCACAUGGUUCUGGUGGUGGUACUUUUGUCUCUGGAUGGUUAAUGAACUUCUUUCCUUAUAAUCGAGCAGGAAGACCUUUAAAAACUGAUAGUGUAAUAAGAAUUCAAAAUAUUCCCGAUGGCAUUGUUGGUGUUCCCUUUCUUUUGGAUGCAUUAAAAGUAAAAUUGAUGGCUGGAUUUAUUGGUGCUAAUCAAGAAAUUCUUGAAGAUUCUAAUGGUGAAUCGGUUGUUUCUCCCGUGAUUGGAUGGUCUAUUAUUGAUAAUCCAAAUGACUCUGAAUCACCUCCAAAGGCACAAAAAUUUUAUAAUAGAUUUUAUGCACUAGAUGAAAUAAAGUAA
Dentiscutata erythropus is the source of this 1110-nucleotide messenger RNA. Lineage: Eukaryota; Fungi; Glomeromycota; Glomeromycetes; Diversisporales; Gigasporaceae. The record is from the annotation of a GenBank genome assembly.